AUUGUACCAGAGAUUAGGGUCUGACUGUACCAAGUGUCCAAAAGCAUAUUUACCCUCAAGCAACAACAUUUUUCAUUUUUUUGGGCUGCGAUCCCUGAAAUUCUGUGUUUGGCACUGAUUCGUCUUGAUUUCCGACAUUUAACCCAAAGCAUCAGACUAUGGAGAUGUGGAGCAGACUUGAGAGUCAGGGAAGAACGAGAGCCUGAACAAACGAUCUCUUACAUUCAUCUCAUCAGCUGCCCCUGGAAGGAAUAAAGCAAUUAAAUCAUGUGUUGGUGGUCGUGAUGAGAGAGCAAGUGCUCGUGGGGACAAUCCAGUGCUGGAGAAUUUUCUUUGUGUGGAAUAGGAAGAGAUAAUUACUAAGGAUCGUGAUGAAUAUCGUGAAGAUCAAUUUGAAGAAUGUGAUAUUUGUUUUGCUGGCUCUCAUGUCAACCGCUGUCAACGAUGCUCAUAUAGGAUAUGAAGACAUGAUGAGCAAUGCUUACACCAAUUACACCUAUAAUAACAACAAAAAGGAUGACUUGUAUGCAAUGUGUCCCAUUGGCAAAAUGUGUACAGACUUGAGUGGCGACUGCUUGAAAUGUGAGAUGACAACAAAUUGCGUUUAUGGAGCAACUUAUACUGCCAAUUGCACUGCUCCUGAGCCAGUUGAUUGUGUGGGAAAGAGAAAAUUCUCAAAAGAGUUUAUCUGCAGAUACUGCUAUCAGACGGAGCAUUGGGAACACCACUGCCAGCAAAAGAGCAGUUGCAGCUCAGUGUCCUCACCACCGCAAUAUUAUAAGACAAAUUGUACGGUCAGUGGCGAUAUACUAUGCUUAGGGAGGAGGAAAUUCAUGAAGAAUUUGAAGUGCAAUUGGACAGGAGGAUAUCGCUGGUCCACAGCUCUCAUUUUGAGUAUAACUCUUGGAGGCUUUGGAGCUGACAGAUUUUAUUUGGGACACUGGCAAGAAGGGAUUGGGAAACUCUUCAGCUUCGGUGGUCUAGGGGUCUGGACCUUAAUCGACGUAAUGCUCAUCUCCAUGCGAUACUUGGGACCUGCUGAUGGCUCUCUGUACAUCUAAAAUUGAGUAAACAACUGCCAUUUGUCAGCAGAAAUCAUAUCACAGACUAUAUUUAUAUUUAUUCUUUUUUUAUGCUGUGUUAUUGUAUACUUGAGUUGGAGUGAGACACUUCUUCGCUAUUUGUGCGACGACAAUUUAUAUCUUCGGUUCUUUCGUGUAUAUAAAUUUAUAAGUUAUGGAUUUUUUUAUUUAUUAAGUAGAAUGCGAAUCACACAUUUUUCAUUUAUAAAUUUUUCUGGAUUAACACCGAAUCAUUGGAUGUAAUUUUGAUUUUUAAACAUUCGAUUAUGUGAAACAUCAUUCGUCUUUAUUAAUUGAUGUACAGUAACGAUUGUUGUACAUGGGGUAAGCUCAAUAUUCAAGCGUUAAACAAAAUGAGAAAUAAUAAAAUGAUUUUUAAAAGGUAA
Molecule: messenger RNA, 1468 nt
Organism: Diachasmimorpha longicaudata
Lineage: Eukaryota; Metazoa; Arthropoda; Insecta; Hymenoptera; Braconidae
Gene: amx
Product: TM2 domain-containing protein almondex
Exons: 6
Coding region: 372-1061 (229 amino acids)
Source: RefSeq, a predicted model, not a curated record